Pyrus x bretschneideri (Chinese white pear) is the source of this 1693-nucleotide messenger RNA. Its product is annotated as dol-P-Man:Man(5)GlcNAc(2)-PP-Dol alpha-1,3-mannosyltransferase-like. Gene Ontology annotation, cellular component: endoplasmic reticulum. Gene Ontology annotation, molecular function: dol-P-Man:Man(5)GlcNAc(2)-PP-Dol alpha-1,3-mannosyltransferase activity. The record is from RefSeq and is a predicted model, not a curated record. The transcript is spliced from 13 exons. Lineage: Eukaryota; Viridiplantae; Streptophyta; Magnoliopsida; Rosales; Rosaceae. The coding region runs from base 19 to 1353 and encodes 444 amino acids.
AAAGACGACGACUCAACCAUGGCGGGCAGAUCGACGGCGGCGACACAGCGGAACCCCCCGCAGCGCCGGCGGAUUUCCAACUCCUCGAACCCCAAAAUUCUCAAGGGCCCUAAAUUACUCUUCGCUUCCGCCUUGCUCCUCUGCGAUUCGUUCCUCGUAGCCCUUAUCGUCGCCUAUGUCCCCUAUACGAAGAUAGAUUGGGACGCGUACAUGUCACAAGUUAGUGGGUUUCUUGGUGGAGAGAGAGACUAUGCGAACUUAAAAGGGGACACAGGGCCGCUGGUCUAUCCUGCUGGUUACCUGUACUUUUAUUCUGCUAUUCAGUAUGUUACAGGAGGCCAAGUUUAUCCAGCUCAGAUUUUGUUCGGGAUUUUGUACAUUGUAAACUUGGGGAUCAUUUUGUUCAUCUAUGGGAAGACUGAUGUGGUUCCAUGGUGGGCUUUUACCUUGCUUUGUCUAUCGAAAAGGGUGCAUUCGAUUUUUGUGCUUCGUCUUUUUAAUGACUGUUUGGCCAUGAUGCUCUUGUAUGCUUCGUUGGCUGCACUUCUUUACCAAAGAUGGCAUCUUGGACUGAUCAUUUUCAGUGGAGCUGUUUCAAUAAAGAUGAAUGUGCUUCUCUAUGCUCCACCUCUACUACUCCUCAUGUUAAAGGCUAUGAGUAUCAGUGGAGUGAUAUCAGCUUUAGCUGGUGCAGCGUUACUACAGAUACUGUUGGGGAUGCCUUUCAUCAUGUCUCAUCCAUUUGCAUACAUCUCAAGAGCCUUUAAUCUCGGUCGAGUCUUUAUCCACUUCUGGUCUGUUAAUUUCAAGUUUGUUCCUGAGCCAAUAUUUGUAUCGAAGGCAUUUGCAAUCUCUUUGCUGAUUGCUCACCUUGGUUUGCUCACAGCUUUUGCUCAUUAUAGAUGGUGCAUGCAUGAAGGCGGACUCUUCAAAUUUUUGUAUUCUAGACUUGAUCCUUUAAAACUCAAAUUUGCUCUGACAAGUUCAUUCCCUUUGAAGAAGUCCUCUAAUAGCCAUUCAUCCACCAGAGUUCUUAGGAAAGAAUAUAUUGUGACUACUAUGUUUGUCGGGAAUUUCAUCGGCAUUGUAUGUGCUCGAUCAUUGCAUUAUCAGUUCUACUCUUGGUAUUUCCAUAGCUUACCUUAUCUAUUGUGGAAAACGCCUUUCCCCACAGUACUGCGUGUAAUGUUGUUUAUUGGGGUGGAGUUUUGCUGGAACGUCUUUCCUUCUAGCAUGUACUCGUCGGCAAUGCUUCUUUUUCUCCACCUAGUAAUACUGGUCGGUCUUUGGUCCGCCCCACCUGAAUAUCCUUAUGUGGACGACAAAGCAUCGACUGAAAACAAAGAUAAAUGAUGCUGCAUUUACUAGUUCUUCUUAAACAACGCUUAUACAGACGAUACUAAAUCCGCUGAUGUAGAACAAAGGCAACUUCCAGCUUCUUUUUCUUCCCUUGUACUCUACCAAGCAUUAGGAUUUUGUUUCUUCUCUUGAAAUUGUUGUUCCGAAUAGUGCUCUUCUUGUUUUGGGGACACAGUCGGGUUUCGGAAUCGAAGACUUCCGAUGUUUAGCUUAUAAAUGGAGAAUUUGAAAGUAUUAGACGAUUGACCAACUAGCUCUUGAUCUAGUAUUACUUCUCUUUCGAUUUUUGAAUGAGGUUUGAAUUUUGAUCGAGGAAGAUGGUGGAAGUUAAUUC